CCGAACAGAGCAUUAAUGAAUUUUCAAAUCUCUCCCAACCAAACAGAGCAUUAAUGAAUUUUCCGGGCUACUACCCCAACCGUCUCACAGCCGCCACAGCCUUUGCUCUCCUUCCGAAGCUCCAUCGAUUUCUUUCUUUCUUCUUCUUCUUCCACAAAUUUCAUUAUCAGCAAAAAAAAGUUUCCAAAUGACCCAAAUUUGAGUAUGCCUCGCAGACUAGAUUCGAUUCACGCCAUAGAGUCCUGCACAUUCCACCUCCACAGUUGGAGACCAUUUCACCUCCCAACAACAACAACAACAACAACCCUAGACUCCGAUUCAACCACCUAUACUUCAACCACCUAUACUUCGAAACCCUACUUCUCUACCACCCCUAAGAGGCCUUGUCUCUCCGAUCGACCAACUUCCUUCCCGAUCGACUCUAUCGACAUGUCCAGGCUGACUUUGUUUGAUGAUGAUCGAUCCAAUAACCGAAAAACCCUCCACUGGAUCGUCCGGAAGCGGCGGCGGCGAAAUGGGUCGCGGUCGGUGUCCGGGCGGAGCAGUGAUCGAAGUGGCACUCGCCGGAGGUCUUCGGCUGCUUAUGCUACUUGUUCGGAUUUUCCGGUUGCGGCGGGGACGGAUUCGAGUGGGGAGUUGUUUUUGAAUGGGGAUGCGAAUUGGGCGUCGGAUGUGAGCGACGUAACGAAGAAUUCGAGGAGGGAGAGGGAGGGUGGAGAGAAUUUGAGUAGUGGGUUUGGGCAAAGUGGGAAUUUUGAUUUUUUGGGGAAUGAAUCUGGGUAUGGGAGUGAACCGGGGUAUCGAGGCGAUGCAGAAUUCGGAUAUGGUGAUGAGUUUGAUGAAGAAGAGGAUGAUCAUCGAGUGCUGUUUUGGGGCGAAAAAAUCGAAGGUACAGAUUCUAAUACGGAGAUGGCUGGUGAGAAGACACUGCAAAAGGCCCAUCAUAGAUGCCGGCGUAAGAAACAUGAUGUGAGAAUGGUUGAUCCACUGCGGUGAAAGACUGUUGACAAACAAACAUACAUGUCAUGAUUUCAACUUCUUUUCUCAGCUUCCACCAUGAAAGAAAUUUUCAUUCCUGACUCCGCUGCUGUCAUAUAUUGCUGUAAUUAGAUAUACCAAAACUGUUGUGCAGCACCUUUGUUCAGUUCUUGAGCAAUCUUUUCUGGGUCAGCAGUGUCUAGAUCUGGCAUCUUUGCCUCUUCUUGCUUGUAGUGAUUGUUAAAAUGAUGAUUGAGAAAGUGUAAUACCUAAUUUGAAGUUUGUCAAUAAGCUCAAUUUUGAGAUCCAACACCCUUGUUUAGCAACUUUUUUAUUUUAUUUUUUUUGCUGUAUAUUGUCGGGUGGAAAUGUGUCUGAAUGAAGAAUAUCUAGAUAUGAAAAGCUUGUUUUUGGAUUGCA
Messenger RNA from Camellia sinensis, 1398 nucleotides. RefSeq lists its product as uncharacterized. The record is from RefSeq and is a predicted model, not a curated record. NCBI's taxonomy places the organism in Eukaryota, Viridiplantae, Streptophyta, Magnoliopsida, Ericales, Theaceae.